This is a messenger RNA of Pseudophryne corroboree (corroboree frog), 1200 nucleotides long. It is a transcript of the gene HDGF, whose product is annotated as heparin binding growth factor. The coding region runs from base 295 to 1080 and encodes 261 amino acids. The transcript has 7 exons. Lineage: Eukaryota; Metazoa; Chordata; Amphibia; Anura; Myobatrachidae. The record is from RefSeq and is a predicted model, not a curated record.
ACCAGUCCCGGAUAUUUCAAAAGCGCCAGGCGUGCCGUGCUGAUCGCCGAUCCGUGGGGAAAGAGGCGGAGAGUGAGGAGGGAGGAGAGAGCAAAUCAUCGCCAGCGAGGAGAGAUUCAAACACAAACAACUGGAUGGGCACCUUCCCCUCGCCGGACACCCGCUCCCCCGCCCAGCCGCCACAGGCCGCAAGCCGCCGCCUCCUGCUCGCCUAGUCGCGUCUACCGGCUGCCAGCCCGACCGCCCGCGCCUUUCCCGCUCUUUCCCCGACACCUCGCCGAGGCCCGCAGCAGCAUGUCCCGCUCCAACAGGCAGAGGGAGUACAAGUGCGGGGACCUAGUGUUCGCCAAGAUGAAGGGCUACCCCCACUGGCCGGCCCGGAUUGAUGAAGUCCCGGAAACAGCCGCAAAGUCCUCUCCCAAUAAGUAUCAAGUGUUCUUCUUUGGGACCCAUGAAACAGCAUACCUCGGUCCCAAAGACAUCUUUCCAUACGAAGAGACGAAGGAGAAGUUUGGAAAAGCAAACAAGAGGAAAGGGUUCAGCGAGGGACUCUGGGAGAUUGAGAACAACCCACAGGUGAAAGCGUCUGGAUACCAGCCUUCAGGGAAGAAGAGUGCUACCCCCAAAGCUGCAGGCCGUGCUGGAACUAAAGAUGGGAAAAAGCAGAAGCCCAAGAAAAGCUCAGAAGCAGAUGAAAACGCAGAUGAGGAGGAGGAGGAAGACGAUGACGAUGAUGAUGUGAAGUCUGAGGCUGACGGUGAGAAGAAGGGGACAGCCGACGGCAGCAGUGAUGAAGAGGGGAAAUUAGUGAUUGAUGAGCAAUCGAAGGAGAAAGGUGAAAAGGCGUCUGCCAAGCGGAAAGCAGAGGAUGCUCCGGAGAGUUCCCCCAAGAGAGCUAAGGGAGAAGGCGAUAAGGAAACCGAAAAAAUUGAAAAUAAGGAAUCUGCAAUAGAAGCCGCCGAGCAGAAAGCUGAGGCAAAGAAAGAUGACAAGCCCGCCGAGACAAAAGAGCGAACAGGGGAGGAAAAGGCAGAGGAGAAAACGGUGCUAGAAGAAAGCAGUGAUAAGGAGGAGAGCUAAAAUGAGUUUCUCCUUCGUGACUGGGCAGAAUCCUGAUCUUUUUGCUUUUACUGGGAGACGUGGGUGCUUUUUAAAGAAAAAUACUUUGAAAAAAAUAAAUAAAAAUGGGGAAUAAAAACA